AAAAUUGGUUGGUUUACACCUGACCUCUCUGAACAAAGUGUUAGCGAUAUUUGACAUUUAAAUGUACAAGAAUGCACGAUUGUCAGCUUUAAUUAAAUGUAUUAUGUGUGAAACCCCUGUGUGAAACCAAGAGAAAUUUAUUCAUUGGUUUAUUAUAUGAUUGCAAUAAGGAGGAAGAUGUCUUUUAUUUGCAACAUUUGCAAGAAGAGAUGUACGAAGGAGAUAGAGCUUAAGUCACACAUGAACUGGCAUGCCACGUACUCUGGAGAGUUCUCGAUAAAGUGCGAGUUCUGUGACAGGCUGUUCGAUCAUGUGCAACAUAUGGAAAAUCACAGGUUCUUCGUACACAUCAGACAGAAGCCUACUGUCAAAUGUCAGCUGUGUGACAAAGUCUUCGCUCAUAAGAGAAGUUUUUUGAGACACAACAAAAGUUUCCAUCUCAAUAGCAAGGAGUUUGUUUGUGUCAUCUGUAAUAAAGGUUUUGCACGAAAAGAAUAUUUGAACAAACAUUAUUUGAUGCAUGAAAAAGAAUGUGAAAAGAGUUUUGUGGGAUCGAUAAAUGAAGGCUCAAACAUGGUCGCAAAAGUUGAGGCUGACAGUGAAUAUGAAGAUAAUGAAGAAGUUAAGGUGGAACAGAAUCCAAGUGAGGUAAGCAUUAUUAUACCCCUACCAUACACUGUGGAAAGGACUAUACUGGUAUUUGUAUGUCCAUCUCCACAAUGUCUGUUUUAUAAAUCCUAUGCUACCUGAUUGAUUUUCAACGAACUUGGCUCAAAUAUUAAUUUUAUGAAGGUUUAGAUUGUUUACUGUGAGUCACUCACUCUUUACUGCUGUGAAUAAGAAACCAGGCAAAGACUUUAGAUUCUAGACUUUAGAGC
Ruditapes philippinarum (Manila clam) is the source of this 878-nucleotide messenger RNA. RefSeq names its product zinc finger protein 468-like. The transcript has 4 exons. Gene Ontology annotation, molecular function: chromatin insulator sequence binding. NCBI's taxonomy places the organism in Eukaryota, Metazoa, Mollusca, Bivalvia, Venerida, Veneridae. The coding region runs from base 157 to 750 and encodes 197 amino acids. The record is from RefSeq and is a predicted model, not a curated record. Gene Ontology annotation, cellular component: chromosome. Gene Ontology annotation, biological process: regulation of transcription by RNA polymerase II.